Messenger RNA from Frankliniella occidentalis (western flower thrips), 1881 nucleotides. RefSeq lists its product as uncharacterized. The record is from RefSeq and is a predicted model, not a curated record. Bases 53 to 1819 code for a protein of 588 amino acids. The transcript is spliced from 13 exons. NCBI's taxonomy places the organism in Eukaryota, Metazoa, Arthropoda, Insecta, Thysanoptera, Thripidae.
UUAAGCGACGCGGUUCAACAGGUGGUGCGCGAGACCGCGGGUCGUCGUCGCCAUGGCGGGCAUGCUGUUUGUCGUGUGCGUGCCCACGGCCGAGAAGGAGUACGAGCUGGUGCACGGGCUGCCGCCCCCCGGCGGCCGGGGCCCGCUCAUCAACCUGGACGGGCCGGGCCUGGCCCGGACGGACCCCGUCCAGAUCCGCGGCCGCAAGGUCAACCCCGAGACGGUGCCCAUGGAGCGGGUGCUGGAGGGUUUGCUGAAGAAGCUGGAGAUAGAGCACGUGGUGUGGUGCGCCGAUAAAAACAGCCUCUAUUACCAGGUUUUCUUCCCCGUCCCAUCCGGCGACGCCACCGAAAAUUGUCUCCAUUCUCUGACGGAGUUGAAAAUAGGCAAGAAACACAACUCUGCCGUAAGCGUGGUGCCAUGCAACGUGUUCAUGCAAGGGUUCGAGACUGAGGAGGAGGAGGAGGAGGUGGACCCGUCCGACAAGAAGGCAUGGGACAGCUUCGUGGACUCGGUGCGCGCCAAGCUGACCGUCAAGCAGGUGGUGGACGGCGUUCGCGGCGGAGCCACCCUGACCUUCGACUACGUCACCCUCAUCCUCACGGCCGACAUGGUUGCCGUCAUCGGCCUGAUGGAGAGCAGCGCCGUGAACAUCGUGGCCGCCAUGCUCAUCUCUCCGCUCAUGGGUCCCGUCAUGGCGCUGACGUUCGGCACGGCCAUCGCGGACCGCAGCCUGCAGUGGGUCGGCGUCAAGGGCCUGCUGGCCGGGGCCGCCAUCUCGCUCGUGUUCGGCUUCAUCUUCGGUCUGCUCGUCGGCACGACCGACCACCCCUGGGGCUCGGGCGGCAACUGGCCGACGGACGAGAUGCUGGGGCGCGGCCACUACCGCUCUCUCUGGAUCGGCGUGCUGUGGGCGCUGCCCUCGGGCACGGGUGUGGCGCUGGCGCUGCUGCAGGGCAUGGCGGGCCCACUCAUCGGCGUGGCCAUCUCCGCCUCGCUGCUACCGCCCAUCGUCAACUGCGGACUGCUGUGGGGGCUGACGUGCACCAAGCUCAUCUACGGCGACAAGAUGAAGAUCCCGUACCGGGUCGGCGACGUCAUCAACUCCACCGUCUCUUCGUACGUGCCCGUCUACUCGGACCACCUCCCGAACGAGCUGGUCAUCAACGGCAUCAUCAGCUUCUGCCUGUUCCUCGUCAACGUCUGCUGCAUCUUCAUCACGGCCAUGAUCGUGCUGAAGCUCAAGGAGGUGGCGGCGCCCUACACGUCCGGCCCCGACCUCCGCCGCUUCUGGGAGCACGACAUCCCCCUCGCCAGGGACAACAACCGUAUGUCGGUGCGGCGCAGCAAGGACCAGCGCGCCAUGGCCUCGGGCGGCAGGCGCAUGGAGUACAGCUCGAUCCCUCAGGAGGAGAUGGAGACCCUCGAGGUGGCGAUGCGCGAGGCCAUGAACGACGACGUGUUCCGGAAGGUGAAGCGGUGCAGCUACGCUCACACGGCCUCGGACGAGAUACCCGAUGCAAACUUCAGCGAAAAAAUAGUUCCGUGUCUGUGCCGGAAUGUUGGUGGCAAAACCAGCCUACUCUGCCGGGCAAGAACGCUCGUCUGCUUGUCAGCCAUCUUGCUGCCGUGCCGACCGUCAAGUCUUAGGCCUUGCCUUGUGAGAAGGAAUAUUUUUGAAGAAACGGAUAUUACCUCCUUCAAUUUCUACAUCCUACUUCAUAAAACAGUUGCUGUGAUCCUGGCCAAUCCCUUUGAAGUUUUAUUUCUGAUACGUCACCCAGCAAGCAUAACUGCUAUUAAAAUAUGCAGUACAUGAGCUGGAUUUGAACACAAAGGAACUCCGAACACUUUCCGUUAUGUUUGGAAGUAUGUGAUGGA